GCAGCUCGGGUGACGCUCCAGAGAAAGAAACACGUUGAGCUUAAGUUGUCAAUCAAAACCGGCACCGACCGCCGCGACAGUCCACGCCAGGUGUAUUUGGUCAUGAUAUGUGUUAGCAGCAUGAACGUGGCGGCGCUGGCUCGUUGUUCAGUGUGAUCCGGAGCUGCAGGAGGAUAUGCUGGUUGUUAAUCUGCCAGAUCUCAGUCAGGAAGGAAGGAAGCACUGCAAACCUGCAGACCUGAGUCAAUCCGUUUUUAUUUAACUGCCUUUUCACUUGCGUUUCUUUCUUUCUUUCUUUCUUUUUUUUUGGAAAUGAGAACGACAUUAUUCCUGCUGCACGCCAUCUCAUGCUGCUGGUUGGUCAGUGCAACACUUUCCAAAACUGAUGCAAAGAAGUCGCAUAAAGCUGAGGCCGAGACAUCUCCAGCUGAGUUGUCUGUGUUGGAGAGAGGCCUUGUUGUGUCAGACCCACACUGGAAAGAUAUAGUGAAGGAGGAAAAGAGACACUGUGCUCACAUCAAGAGAACAUUUCAAGGACAAGUGCUCGGAUAUGUCACACCUUGGAAUUCACACGGCUACGACAUCGCCAAGAUGUUCGGUCCUAAACUAGGUUCAGUGUCUCCAGUGUGGCUUCAGCUCCGCCGACGGGGACCUGAAACCUUUGACGUUACUGGACUCCACGAUCAUGAUCCAGGCUGGGUCAAAGCUGUGCGCAAGUCUAACAAGAAAAUCAGGAUGGUGCCUCGUCUCUUAUUUGAUGGCUGGUCGUACCAGGACUAUGUUAGCGUGCUGGGGAGUGAAGAUGAAAUUGAAGAGCUUGGAAGUGAGCUGGUGGAUGUUGCAAAGACUGAAGGUUUCGAUGGUUUCACCUUGGAGCUGUGGAGCCAGCUGGGAGGUAACAAAAGAAAGGAGCUGGUCCAUUUGGUGAAACACAUUUGUGAGACUUUGAAGGCCAAAAGAUUAGACUGCAUUCUUGUGAUUCCACCUGCUGUGACCAGUGCAGGACAGCCAGGUAUGUUUGGUCGAGAAGAGUUUGAGCAGUUGGCCCCAGUAGUGGAUGGAUUCAGCCUCAUGACAUACGACUACUCCAGCGGUGCCAGACCGGGCCCGAGCUCUCCUCUGCCCUGGGUGAGAGACUGUGUUCUCCAACUCGCACCAAACACUCAGUGGAGGCAAAAGAUCCUGCUUGGACUCAAUUUGUACGGCCUUGAUUUUGCAGGUCAGGGAACAGAGCCGAUCCUUGGAGGAAGGUACAUCGAGCUUUUGCGGGAACACAGGCCCAAACAUCUCUGGGAUGAAUAUGCUGGAGAACAUUAUUUCAGUUACAAGAGGAACAAUGCAGUGAAGCAUGUGGUGUACUAUCCAUCACUGAAGUCAAUCUACUUGAGAAUCUCUUUAGCCACUGAACUGGGAACAGGGAUUUCCUUAUGGGAAUUAGGACAAGGUCUGGACUAUUUCUAUGAUCUCUUAUGAGAGUUGAACUUGAUAUUGAAAACUGUUGAUCAUCAGCACAUGCUUUUUUUCUUUUCCUGAAUAUGAUGCACCAAAAGUUCAAGAGCUGUAACGCAGGUAUUAUUUUUGUUUUUCCGUUGGAGUGAGCGACAUGAACCAUUGACAGGAUUCAGUUAAUAUUAACUUGUUUGAGGUUCAUGGAAGUGUUGAGAAAUCUCAUCUAUGUGAACAAAUCUGGGAUUUGUUGACUUAAAUGAUACUAGCGGCAGACAUGAGGUACUUGAGUAUGUUGUUCUCUUUUUCAUGGAUAAUAUUGUGAAAAAAAAUUGUAUAAUUAAGUCAGGGUGCAGUAAUAUGUCAGUUCAACAAUACAGCAUGCAGGAUCAUAAUAAGUAUAAAGUUUAAAUAAAGAGCUGUACUUCUUCUGAGGCCUUCAGACUUAACGUUCCACAAACAUUGGCAGCCUCUUGUUACCCAGAAAUAAUCUGUUUUGCUCUCUGUUAAACAUUUCUGCUUUUGGAUGCAGCUUUGUUUGCUGUGAAGAUGCGUCUUUCUCCGGCUCUGAACUGACACCUGACACCCCGGGUUUUCUCUUUUUUUAAAAUUUUCAAAUCAAGA
Molecule: messenger RNA, 2070 nt
Organism: Larimichthys crocea (large yellow croaker)
Lineage: Eukaryota; Metazoa; Chordata; Actinopteri; Sciaenidae
Gene: chid1
Product: chitinase domain containing 1
Exons: 12
Coding region: 313-1473 (386 amino acids)
Biological process (GO): carbohydrate metabolic process
Cellular component (GO): endomembrane system
Molecular function (GO): oligosaccharide binding; chitin binding
Source: RefSeq, a predicted model, not a curated record